Messenger RNA from Saccostrea echinata, 2637 nucleotides. RefSeq lists its product as uncharacterized. NCBI's taxonomy places the organism in Eukaryota, Metazoa, Mollusca, Bivalvia, Ostreida, Ostreidae. The record is from RefSeq and is a predicted model, not a curated record. The transcript has 19 exons. The coding region runs from base 147 to 2303 and encodes 718 amino acids.
AGUGCUGUCGUGGCCUUCCUUCUGCACUGUUUACCGAUGUUGUCGAACGUCUCAAGUAAGCGAGCUGCCGAUUGAUCAAUCUUCCGUAAUUAGCCAAUCGAACCGCGUGUUGCAGAAAAGCACCUUCGCAUCGAAAUUGUUUACAAAUGGCUACUGGUCCACAGGGAUAUCCAAAAUGGUUAUUAAACUGCAAACAGAACAUCGGCGAUUCGAAGGAUUGGAAUGUUUUUCUGAGGGAGUUACAUGAUGCGAUUCAGCAGCAGCUCACAGAAAGCCAUGUCCAGUAUUUCAGUGACUUGUCAGAACCCGAGAAAGAACUUUUUAUGGAAAGAGCAACAAAAGCUUUGGAAGGAGGGACCUCGUACAACAAUUUAAUGAAGAAGGUGUCCCUGCUGAUGGACCAAAGUCUUAAUGAAGAGGUUUCCAGACAGCUACUAGAAGACUCACCCAUUGACACAAAAUCUGAUCUAAUUAUUGAAAAUGCUGAAGAAGGAGCACUAAGCCUUCUGAAGAAGUGGCCGGAGAUGAAGGAGAAGCUUCAUGUCUGUUUAAAUCAGCCUCUCCCUCCUCCACUUCGUCAGCUGGCCUGGCGACUUUAUCUCAGCAACACCAAAGUGAGAAAACAGUAUGUUGACUUGUUGAACACAAAUCCAAGAGCAGCAAUAUCUCAGUAUGAUUAUGAGAUAUCUCAAAAAUGUGAACAACUCAUCAAUUCUGAGCCAACCUUCAGUGAUCUCAGGGGAUCUGUGGGUAAUUUCUAUGGAAUGAAGGCUGUUUUGUCAUAUCAUCAUUCUGCUCAAAAAACAAAGAACAGGUUGAGAGAUGUUGACCACCUGCUGGUUGUCCCAUUCCUAGAGGUGGCAAGCUCGAGUAUACCUAGAAAAGAACCGCCAGCAGGUAGGGUUGUGGCCCUUUUGGUCGAGGAGUUUGAGACGUUAAUGGGUGGACGUCCAGGUUUUGUGGAAGACUCGGGAUCUGAUUUGCACAAUGAAGAAGUAAGAGCAUUCAUUGACAAGGUGGCUACAAUGCUCUCAGCUAAAUACCCAGAAUCUGUCAAAAACAUUGUGGACAAGUUCAGCCCAUCAAAAGAGAAGAUUGUUGCCACAGAGACGGGUAAUCAAGCCUUAUUGAGGGAGGGACUGAUUGAGAUAUGUCGCCCUAUGUUAAGAAGUCUUUUUGUCACAUACUUGAACCAAGAUACACUGCUGUAUGUGUGGGAUAACUAUAUUAUUGGACUGGACACCCCAGGUUUCUCUACAGAGUGGCUGGCGAUAGUACUAGUUACUAUACUGGGACUCACUAAAGAUAAAAUCAAAGAGGCAACUUCUCCUGCUACAUUAGAAAAAAUUCUAAAAGCAGAGAGUUGUAAAUUAACAGUGCCACAGAUACAGUAUGAGGUUAAGCAGUACUACUAUAAGGACCUGUUUUCCAUGCUUACCAGAGAUUCUAAGGCUGCCAUUCCAGUCCUAGAUCCAACACAAGCUCUACACCCCCCAUGGAGGCACUGGUACAAUGAUGUUAUCCCUCCCUUUACAAAACCUCAGGACCGUCGAAAGGCUCGGGAAGAAAGGGAAGCUGAGAGAGAGAGGUUGGCACAGCAACAGAAGGAUGCAGAAACAGCAAGAAGGGAACAGGAAGCCAGAGAUAGAAGGGAGGAAGAGGAGGAAUACUUGAAGUUGUCUGCCCUUGACAGACAGAGAGUAGAGCAGGAGCGGAUAAAACUAGAGGAACAGAUACAGGAGGAGAGAAGACGGAGAGUGGAGGCUGAGAGACGAGCAGCACAGGAAAUAGAAAAUUUACGACUUGAGAUUGCUGCUUUAAAGAACCAGAAACCUCCAACACCUGCAUACAGUCCUACCCCAAGUGUGUCUUCAUAUGUUAGCCGUCAACUUCUUGCUCCUCCACCUUCUCGAGUCUCCACUCAAGCUCCGCCCCCGGUUAUGGUGGUAAAGGAGGUUCGGACCCCGACCCCUGUACAGACUCCAGUCGAACAGAAAAACAAAAUUGUGGCAGACUUUCUUACUCGGGUCCUAUUAGGCUUGAAUAAAGUUGCCCAUGCAGAAGAUCAGUAUGUAGAGAAAGAGGAACUAGACAGGGCCACACAGGGCUACCUCAUACAAAAUGUCAAGGACAUCAAACGAGCUCAGAAACAAUUGUUUGGUCAACACCUUAAGCCAGGAGAGUUUGAGAAGCUAUCUCCCAAAGAACAACAGGAGAAGAGUGAAGCCAUGAUUAAACUGAUGCAAACCUGGCGAGAGGAAAGGCGGGAGAGGGAACUAGCCCAGGAUAAAGAUGCAUUCUAAAUCAUGUCCAGAGUCAGGGGACUUUGUAAACACAUGCUAAGGACAGAAACAUUUUUAAGAAUUUAGCCCACUUACAAUUAACUUACAUGCGAAUAAUUUAUUUUACAUAAGGUAAUCAUUUUUUAAGUGUUCACUCUUUCUCUGCUGGUCAGAGAUUUUGUAGUCACUUGGUUCUAAAAAGUAAAAUAGGUCUUCAAGGCUUAUUUCAAAUUUUGAAUUUAAUAUAGCUCAAGGUUUACAAUAAAAAAAAAAUCUCUCAAGAAAACAUCCUUCAUAUUUGUCUUAUUGUUUAUAAGAAUUUAAGAUAGUCUAAAAAAAUUAUGUACACAGUAUU